This is a messenger RNA of Capra hircus (goat), 8423 nucleotides long. RefSeq names its product FYVE, RhoGEF and PH domain containing 4 (gene FGD4). Gene Ontology annotation, molecular function: metal ion binding; guanyl-nucleotide exchange factor activity. The transcript has 17 exons. The record is from RefSeq and is a predicted model, not a curated record. Gene Ontology annotation, cellular component: cytoplasm. Bases 114 to 2954 code for a protein of 946 amino acids. Gene Ontology annotation, biological process: cytoskeleton organization; filopodium assembly. Lineage: Eukaryota; Metazoa; Chordata; Mammalia; Artiodactyla; Bovidae.
AUCGGAGCCAAACUCGCUGCGCGGCCUUGCGCGUCCUGGGAGGAAGGGACGCGGAGACACUUGCAGACGACUCGAAGCAGAAGUUGCCCCUGUCGAGUCGCACAGAGUCUGUCAUGGAAGCGACGCCCCCCUGGGUCAGGUCUCCCCUCAGGUGCCCGCCGAGCGCGCGCUCGCGGCUGGAUGAGGGCGGGAGCGGGCGCCGAGCCGCGAAUGAAAGCGGCCAGAUGAGCGGCGAGGGCGACUACAACUUCAGGCGGGUGGCGAUUCGGCGGAAGUCCAACCCCUCCUACCUGGCGCUCGGGACCCCGCGGCCCUGGAGUCGGCCCUCGUCGCACCUGGCUUGGGCCGAGUCGGCCACGUCCAGGGGCCAGGCCUCGGCAGACGCCCCAGGCAGCAGUAUCUGUCCAAAGAUCCCUAUAGUUCCACCUUGCUUGAAAAGCAGCACAACCACACUGAUUGAUCAGAAUGCAUCUGAUGAAGAGGCUCAGGGAAUAAAUGGGAAAACGCCAGCAAAACACUUAGCUGCAAGUCCAAAGCCACAAGUGCCUCCAAAGCCACUACACCUGCAGAAUUUACCUUCGACCAGUAUACACCAAACUCCUAGGCAUAAAGCUUUAUCUAGUGCAAAACCAAGGAUGGAGGAAGUUAAACCUGCCUCUGCUUGUGUCUCAAAGGAAAAACCCAGUAAGAUAUCAGAUCUCAUCAGUCGCUUUGAAGGAGGCAGCACUUUAUCAAAUUACAGCGAUUUGAAAAAAGAUUCUGCUGUGAACCUAAAUGCUCCUAGAACCCCAGGAAGGCAUGGAUUGACAGCCACACCUCAGCAGAAACUCUCCCAGCACUCACCACAGAAGCAGGGAAAUGGUACAGAUCAAUCUCAGGGUGAACAGACUUGUGUGGCUAAUGGAAUGGUAGCAGCACAAAACCAGGCGGAAUGUGAGGAGGACAAGGCGGCCACUCUUAGCCCAGAUACUCCUAUUCAAACUUCUGAACCCUUGCCCAAUACAAGCUUAGUGAAUGGAGAAAAACAAGAAACAACCACAGGCCCUGCAUCACCCACAACAAAUAGCUGUCAUGAAGAUGCUUCUGACAGUAGCUGCAGGACUUUACGUGCCAGCCCUGUGCUCCCCCUGGAAGAGGAAAGGACAGACACAGAAGCCAAGGUACAAGAGAGGGAAGGUGAAGAAAGCCCUCUAGAACUGGAACAGCUGGACCAGCACCAUGAGAUGAAGGAGACUGAUGAACAAAAACUUCACAAAAUAGCCAAUGAACUUUUGCUUACAGAAAGAGCUUAUGUCAGCCGACUUGAACUCUUAGAUCAGGUAUUUUAUUGCAAGCUAUCGGAAGAAGCAAAUCGAGGUUCAUUUUCAGCAGAGCUGGUGAAUAAAAUCUUUUCUAAUAUUUCAUCAAUAAAUGCCUUCCAUAGUCAAUUCCUAUUGCCAGAGCUGGAGAAAAGAAUGCAAGAAUGGGAAACUACCCCUAGAAUUGGUGACAUCCUUCAGAAAUUAGCACCAUUCCUUAAGAUGUAUGGAGAAUACGUGAAGGGAUUCGAUAACGCAAUGGAAUUGGUUAAAAACAUGACAGAGCGUAUUCCCCAGUUCAAAUCAGUAGUUGAAGAAAUUCAGAAACAGAAGAUCUGUGGGAGCUUGACUUUGCAGCAUCACAUGCUAGAACCUGUUCAGCGCAUUCCCCGGUAUGAGAUGCUCCUUAAGGACUACCUAAGGAAAUUGCCCCCUGAUUCUCCGGACUGGAAUGAUGCUAAAAAAUCACUUGAAAUUAUAUCUACAGCAGCAAGCCAUUCUAAUAGUGCAAUAAGAAAAAUGGAAAACCUAAAGAAACUCUUAGAGAUUUAUGAAAUGUUGGGAGAAGAAGAAGACAUUGUAAAUCCUUCAAAUGAAUUAAUAAAAGAUGGACAGAUCCUCAAACUAGCUGCUCGAAACACAUCAGCACAAGAACGCUACCUUUUCUUAUUCAACAACAUGUUGUUAUACUGUGUGCCAAAAUUCAGCUUGGUGGGCUCUAAGUUCACUGUUCGAACCAGGGUAGGCAUCGAUGGAAUGAAAAUUAUAGAGACUCACAAUGAGGAAUAUCCACACACUUUCCAGAUAUCUGGGAAAGAGAGAACACUGGAACUGCAAGCCAGUUCUGAGCAAGACAAAGAAGAAUGGAUCAAGGCACUUCAAGAGACUAUUGAUGCUUUCCAUCAGAGGCAUGAAACUUUCAGAAAUGCAAUUGCCAAGGAUAAUGAGAUUCACUCAGAGGUUUCUACUGCUGAGCUAGGCAAAAGAGCUCCAAAAUGGAUCCGAGAUAAUGAAGUUACAAUGUGUAUGAAAUGCAAGGAAUCUUUUAAUGCCCUGACAAGAAGAAGGCAUCAUUGUCGAGCAUGUGGACAUGUGGUUUGUUGGAAGUGUUCUGAUUAUAAAGCUCAACUUGAGUAUGAUGGUGGUAAAUUGAGCAAAGUCUGUAAAGACUGUUAUCAAAUAAUAAGUGGAUUCACAGACAGUGAAGAAAAGAAAAGAAAAGGAAUUUUAGAGAUUGAAUCAGCAGAAGUAUCUGGAAACAGUGUGGUGUGCAGCUUUCUUCAGUAUAUGGAAAAGUCAAAACCUUGGCAGAAAGCUUGGUGUGUGAUCCCCAAACAAGACCCUCUCGUGCUGUACAUGUAUGGUGCCCCCCAGGAUGUCAGAGCCCAAGCCACCAUUCCACUCCUGGGCUAUGUUGUGGACGACGUGCCAAGGAGUGCAGACCUGCCACACAGUUUCAAACUGACCCAGUCUAAGUCUGUGCACAGCUUUGCUGCAGACAGUGAGGAACUGAAACAGAAGUGGCUGAAAAUCAUCUUUUUAGCUGUCACAGGUGAGACGCCAGAAUGUCCUAGCCAGCAUCCAGACACUUUGGACGAUCAUCUUGAACCUAAGAGAAAAUCAGAAUGCCAAGUUCCAAGACCUACCACGGUGUAGGGCGUGUCUCAAGAUUUAUAGCUCACGAUAUUCUCAGCUCUCCUUAUUCAUCUCUUAGCACUUUAUGUUGAAAAAUUUUAAAGGCUCAUAAAUGCAUCUUUUGGGGGACUGUUUUUAUGUGCUCAGUGAAAUUAAUGUGCACAGCCAUUCUACCCAUAAAGUUUGAAAUAAUGUGAAAAGUGGAGCAUUUUUUUAAUGAGCUAUUCCUUGAAUUUGUACUUUUGUCUUGGAAAAAAGUGGUAUAAAUUAAUUCUAUCACUUUAGGUUAGAGAAGUCUUCUUUCAUUUAAGAAAUCCUUUAAUGUCUUUACUUACACAUGUAGGCUUUAUAACAGUUUGAAAGAUAUACCUCCGUGUUGCCAAAAUAGAUCCACAGUAAAAAUAAAAAAAGAAAACAACAAUACAGGGACAAUUUAGGCUAUUGUAUUAACUUAUUUAAGUUAGUUUAUAAAACAAGCUGCAUAAAUGAUGUACAUUCUUUUAAAGCAAAAGAAAAAAAACACAUUGUUGGUACUCAAGAUAAUACUUGUGUUUGUAGAAAUACUUCUAAGAAUAAAAUGUCUUAAGUAUAUAGCAAUUAUGUACAUAUAGUAUUAAAUACAAAUAUAUAUAUACACACUAUCCACACUUUUCAGGUUAGGUUCAUAUUUGUCUCUAAUUUAUUUUUAAAUAUACAGCAUGUUUUAUCUCGGAACUGAGCAGUGUUCUAAACUUAUGAGAUGUUUUUGCUGACUUACAUUUAACUGAUUAACAUCUAAGGGUAUUGAUAUUUUUAUAAUAAAAAGCUGUAAUUUAUGUGGCAUGGGAUAUAUUAGUGAGUUCCAACAGUAUUUUUAAAGUACUAUUUUUCUUUGUUCUGUGCCUAUUUAAAACAGUGCCUCUCUUUGAAGGUGCUAAUAAUACUGAGUUAAAUAUAAGAUGAGGGUUUAAUUAAUGCUUCAGUCUUGAUUACUCUGAGAUAAAGUGCAUUUUGGUCACUGGGAUGAUCAAGUCAUACAGAUUAUUUUACCUUUUACCGUCCUCUAAUUGUUGUGGCAGUUAACAUCAGCAUGUACAAGAUUCCUGACCUUACGUUGAACUGGGACAUAUGGCAACUACAUUUAUUGUUAUGUUUUCCUUUCCCUUAAGACUGUUUAUUUUGGUUAAAUGAGGACUAUAUAUAGUUAACACUUAAGAUAACUGUGUGGGCUUAUUCCUUUGUCAGAUAAAAAAAAAAUUCACAUGUGAUAAUCUAUGAUUAAGGGUAAAGGAUAGGUAAUUAAGACAGUUUAUGCUUAACUUUUUAAACCACCUCACUAAAGAACAGUGGGGGAGAAAAUACAAUAUAGAAAAAAUAGUAUUUUAAUGGCAGGUUUUGGGGGGUACAGUAUGAUUGAUGAAAAUUUGAGCAUUUUCUCCCCUUUUAUCCUCUGGGGAAUUUUAAUAAACAAGUUUAAUAUUAAUAGAUUCCUUGUCACAAAGGCCGUUCUUUAUUAUAUUGUAGUUGUGAUUAAAAUCUCACAUUGUUGGAUAUUUAAGUUAAUCCUUUCUCAAACUUAGAUCUGUCUCUUGUUUUAUCUACCCUUACUCUAUCAUGUUCUAAACAUUGUCAUUUUUUAAAUUCAUCUGUUUGCUAGAAAUCCACAAGAAUGAUCCUACUAUCCUUUGGGGAUUACACCUUAAAGGUAGAUCAGAUUUCACUCAGAAUUUGAGAUUGCCACACAUUUUAUUCAGGCCCUGUGUUUUAAAGAGAUAUAUGAAGUAUCAGUAUCUCUUUUUUCCCCCCGCAUCCCUAAGGAGAAGCUAAACUAAUUAUAGUGGGCAUGAUUAGAUUGCCUUCUUCUGAAAAAGGAAUACCAGCCAUUAUCAUCAACAUUAAGCCAAAUACUUGGAGCCAAAAAAAGAUAAAGGUAGCUUCUUAGGCCCUAUUAAAUUAAGGACAAAUUUAAAAUAUUUUACAUUGUUUCUCUUUUCUAGUUGCCAGGCAUGGAUGUAUUUGUGUAUGUACUGUUUAGGGGUGACUAUUGAGAAGGUUAUAAUAUGGCUGUAGGUGAUGCUUUGAUUUUCUUAAUCUCAAGAAAAGAGAAGCAGUAAAAAUGUAGAAUGAUUAUCAGGAGAAGGUGACUUUUGUAAUGAGUAUAGCAAAAUGGAAAUGUAAGGGCCAGUUAGAAGAUUUACAAGUCAAAUUAUUUUUGAAAACUAUUUUGAAGAGCAAGAUUACAUUUUUCCUACAAAUAAGUCCUCCUGGAAUGGAAAUAACAUGAACACAUUGAAGUUUUGGCUCAGUAAAUAUCAGAUAUUAUUUAAUGUAGAUUAUUGAAAGAAGACUCAUGUAAAGAGAAUGUUUAUUAUCAUGCUCUUAACAUUAUCUUUAAUUUUUUUCAAAAAAAUUAGAAAUGUUAGUAUCAGAAGAAAAUUUCUGCUUAUCCAAUCACCGUCUUCACAUUCCACAUGUUCUUUUGUCAGGCACAAAGAGAAGCAAUGAAGCAGCUUUGUUUUCACUAAUGCUUUUACUUGGAGAAAGGCAAAGGAAUACUUUCAGCCAUUUAGAAACACUCAACCAAAAGACCUCAGAAUGCACCUAAUUGAUUAUAAGAGUAAUAUCUUUUGCUUUCUGAGACACCUAAGUUGUCAUAAUAAAUUGAGCCUAGAAAAGCAAUUGAUUGUUUUACUAUUAAAACAACAUUCCAUAAGGGCCUUAUUUAUUUUCCUCUAAGUCAUCUUUUCUUUAACAUGCCUUUCCUUCAGACUUAAAAAAAAUACUUCUUUGAUAAAAACUACUAUUUAUUAUAAAACAUUCCAGUUUUUAAAAUAUAAGUUUUGCUUUAUUGAAAGUCUACCAUUUGGUAUAUUGAAUAUGAGAUGUAGUGCAGACUUCAGGUUUUAAGUGGGACCCAAAAAUGAAAAAUGCCACCAUCCACUUUUGUGACAGUGGCAUCUAUAAUGCCAUCAUGUAUGCAAGCAAUAAAAUUUUACAGGGUAGGAUUUUAUACUGAAAUUUUAAUGUGAACAUUCCUAGCCACAAUGAUAUAGAGAAUUAACUUCAGACGCUUUAACCUCUGCACCACGAGGGAAGCCCUCUAGGAGUGAUACUGUAAUUCAAAUUGCUCAUUUUAAGGAAAAGAAAGUAUAUGUGGCAGGGUUUGGGGUAGGGAUAACAUUAUUCUUGGGAUUCAAGUAACCAUCAAAAGCCUUUUUAUUUUUGCAAAGCGUCUGGAUGGUUUAAAAAAAAAAAAAAACAGUUAAAGCACAUCUGCACGACUUCAUCAGGUUACAUUUCAUUUUCCAUGAAGCUUAAUGUAGAUUGGUAUAUUUACUGGCUAAUGUAUGCAAAUUAAAAAGAAAAAAAAAUCCAAAUUUUUAAAACGUACCAGACCUUUUAUUGUCAUCUUUGUGGAAACAAGAUUUGUCCCCCUCUAAAUUUUAGAUCUCAUUUUUGGUUAUACCCAAAGCCUUAAGUUCUUAUUCUGAACUCAUUGUCUGUGAUAACUGUAAUAAUAAUCUUUCUGGGCUGAGUAUAUCCUGAGGAGAAGGUAACAAUGGGAACAAAUAAACUUCUAGGGAACAAAAGGUUUUUGUUGUUGUUUUGUUUUUUGUUUUUGCAGGUAUUCUUGCUGUAUUGCAGAAUAGAAAAUUUUGUCUACAUUACAUAAUGUUCCUGUUAGAGCCUCUAAGAUUAAAAGCACAUGGCAUAUAUAUGCUAAAAUUAAUUCAGAAAGCAAAAAUAUCUUAAUGUGUUAAUUUUUAAAUUUUAUAUUCUUUAAGAAUAUAUUAAUAUGAAAUUUGUGUCUAAUGUGUUCUUAUUCUUAGGGCUAUAUUGAACAUCUAUAGUGGAUCAUGUUACUUUUUCAUCCUCAUCCAAUUUUAUUAGAAUCAAAUUGCUUUUUAUUUUAAUACUAUUAUUUACUAUAGAGUCUCCAGAUUUAGAAAAUAGGGGUUGAUGUAGAAAGACUACUAGAUAUACUUUUGAAACCCAUUCUGUGAGUUUAUGCAUACAGGUAUAUAUGUAAAAGCACUGUUGAUUUCAAAUUCUGUUUUUCCAUAGGAAUAAAAUUUUUAUAGAAAGUAUUCUUUUUAACUUAAAUAUUUUAACAUAAAUUAUAUAUAUGGAUUUUUAGUAAAAUCUAUUCUUAUGUAUGCCCUGUAAUCAUGUUGUCAUGAGAAGAUAACUUUGCUUUCUUUACUGAUAUGGCAGAGAGGAAUAUGAUUCGGAAUUGAAACAAGCAAGUACGGACAGAAAGGUGGACAGAAAGAGACUCAUGGUCUCCAAAUCAAAGCAAUAUAUCUAAGAUAAAUGAAAAUUACUUAAACUGCAGGGGGUGUAUAAACUAUAAGAUGCAAAUCUAUGUAAUUGCACACUCAUAGAUCUAUUGCACCUGGGCCUUUUACCUUGACCUCUAAAUUAUACCACUAGUAUCUUGUCUUUGGGCUUCCCAGGUGGCUCAGUGGUUAAGAAUCCACCUGCUGAGCAGGAGAUGUGGGUUCAAUCCCUGGGUCAGGAAGAUCCCCUGGAGAAGGAAAUGGCAACCCACUCUAGUAUUCUUGCCUGGGAAAUCCCAUGGACAGAGGAGCCUGGUGAACUAUAGCCUAUGGUGUUGCAAAGAAUCAGACACGACUUAGCAACUAAACAGCAACAAUCAUACUAUUACUUUCUUUUCCUUUUAGACUUAAAAAAUAAUAAUAAUACUGUUGGACCAUUUUCUGCACUGUUUAAUGACAUUAAAAAAAAUUGCUCUAAAGUCAGUCAUGGUCUGUCUUCUAAUUUUUGGACUGAACAUUUGGCAGGAAACAGUGACUUUUCUGUCUUUUGAAAUAAAAUAGCACAUGACUUCUACAAGAUAGUUAACUCAUUGUGAGUCACUGAGAGUUACAUGAUGUUUACCCCUUCCUAAAAUUCAUUAUAGAUUGAAUUAGUGAGAUUAGGUAGACUAGUGAGAAAUUAAAUCAAGAAAUAUUGUAGCAUAUUUGAAUAAGUGAAUACCAAAUACAUAGAGUGAGAUAUAUAUACAUUAAUAUAUAGGUUUGGAAAAAGACAUAAUAGUCUAUGGGACCAUUAUGAUAACAGAAUUGCAUUAUAUAUUACAUAUUAUAUGGAUGUUGGAAUGUAUCACUUGGGGAAGGUCUCUAUCAGCAAUUAUAUCUGUAUAUAAAAUUUGGGGGAUUUUGUUUGUUCUACAAACUAGCAUUUCAUUUUGUGAGUGACAAUUGACUGUUAUAUUUGAAUAAGUGCUAUCUGGGUUUUUGAAUUGUUGAAUGAUCAAUUUGAAAAGGUAUGUUAGCAAAAUUUUAGAGUUAACUCAAAUGUGAAAAAGUGUACACAAAAAGUAAGUUUUCUUUUCUAGCUGUAUGAAUGUAAAAUACUUGCAGAUACUGUAUAUAUUGUGUAAAUAUGUAUAUUUGGUCAGAGAGCUGGAAACAUUGUAAAAUUAAGCACUUUAAUUCUUAUUAAAUAAACACUUGUAUCUUGUAAAUAAAUACAUCCUUGAAUGAA